Molecule: messenger RNA, 375 nt
Organism: Stereum hirsutum FP-91666 SS1
Lineage: Eukaryota; Fungi; Basidiomycota; Agaricomycetes; Russulales; Stereaceae
Exons: 3
Coding region: 1-375 (124 amino acids)
Source: RefSeq, a predicted model, not a curated record
AUGUCCGGUCUCCCCAUCGCCACCUCGAGCUCAGGCUCGAAGCCCGUUUCCUUCUUCCCAUCCGCCACCUGUACCCCCAACUCAUUCGCCCUCUUCGGCCAAUCCCCUCGCGACAGAUUCGAUAUGCCCCCAUACGCCACCCGCCAAUACUUCGAGGCCAGCGUUCGAAACCCCGAAGCUAGUCGAGAGACUCAUGGUCUUUCCAGCUCGUCAAUAACCCACAUGCCUAUCGUUUUUGCCACCCGUACUUUCGACGAGAUUUACACCAUGAUCGUACUUUAUGCCCACCAAUUCUAUGCCUUAUGCGGUCCUGGCCAUAAUAUGCACAUCGACCCCGAACAGUUGAAGGACAUUUUCUUAGAGGCCGAGGCUUAG